This is a messenger RNA of Nicotiana attenuata, 426 nucleotides long. Its product is annotated as leucine-rich repeat extensin-like protein 5. The transcript is spliced from 2 exons. Lineage: Eukaryota; Viridiplantae; Streptophyta; Magnoliopsida; Solanales; Solanaceae. The record is from RefSeq and is a predicted model, not a curated record. Bases 1 to 426 code for a protein of 141 amino acids.
AUGGAAAGAGAAAAUGCCAACUCUCAUUGUCCUGUCCCUGUUGUUGUUCCUGGUCCAAGGAGUUCGGGACCCGGGCCUCGUCCGCCUUUGGUUAGUGAGCAACCAAUAAUCAGCACUGCUCCUGUUGCAACUGCUUCUCAACCUAAUACACCAACAACUUCACACCCUUCUACACCAACUGCUCCUACGCCUCCAGCAUCCGUUGCAUCUUCUCCACCGGCCACAGAUGCUCGAGAGGAGGGUGCUUCUCCUCCCCAGUCCCCUGACCACAUGAAUUUGGGGCACAAUUACUCACCCCCUUCUCCAGAUCCUCGAGGGAGGAGGGGUGUCACUCUCUCGGUUUCGAAGAGGUGCCAUAUGCUGUCUAGGCCGGUGGGGCUUGCCAACUACCUGAAGUCGCUGGCUUCAGAGAAAGAUAAAAAGUAG